This is a messenger RNA of Caenorhabditis remanei, 2259 nucleotides long. RefSeq lists its product as uncharacterized. The transcript is spliced from 4 exons. Gene Ontology annotation, cellular component: plasma membrane. The record is from RefSeq and is a predicted model, not a curated record. Gene Ontology annotation, molecular function: metalloendopeptidase activity. The coding region runs from base 1 to 2259 and encodes 752 amino acids. NCBI's taxonomy places the organism in Eukaryota, Metazoa, Nematoda, Chromadorea, Rhabditida, Rhabditidae. Gene Ontology annotation, biological process: protein processing.
AUGACGACUCCAUACGGCCCUCGAGUCGUCGUUCUAAUCGCCUUACUUUGCCUUGUUCUGGGUGGUACCGUAUGCGCGUUACCAAGAGUUCCAUUUGUCAACGAUGACAUCAAUAAGACGGCAACAGCAGAGAAGACAGAAGAAAACACUGUGAUAGCUGAAGAGAAGAAAACAUACACAAUUGGCGAUUCCGAGGGUUAUCUAGAAGCUUCACGUUUACUGCAGAAAAGUAUCAAUUUGACACUCGAUCCAUGUGAAGACUUCUUUGAGUAUGCUUGUCGUUCGUGGGUAGAUACUCACCCAAUACCUGAUGAUCUCACUUCCUACUCGCAAUUCACUGCAACUAGAGAAAAAGUGUUGGCAGAGAUGCGAAAGCUGUAUGAAGACAACUCAAGUAUCCCAACAUCAAAGUCGAUUGCUCUUAUCAAACAGAUCUAUCACACUUGUAUGGACACAGAAAAACACAAUGCUGUUGGAGCUCGUGACUUACUCGAAAAAAUCAAAACAUUCGGAUACUGGCCAAUGGUACACAACGAAAAAUGGCGUGAGAGUUCGUUCGAUUUGACAAAACUUCUCUCAAACACUAUCCAGUCUCGUGAUGUGUCUGUCUUCUUCGAUUAUGGACCAGCCGAGGAUUCUCGAAAUGUUUCUCGUCGUCUUUUGAGUUUCGAUCAAGGAAGUCUUGGAUUAGGAUAUUCUACUCGUGAUUAUUAUUUGGAUGAGAAAAAGUACGAAAAACAGAUGAAGGCAUAUCGUAAGUAUACUAUCGGGAAGGUUCGUUACUAUACCGAAGAUGCUGGAAUGACGGUCAAUGAGACAAAAAUCGAAUCUGAUGUUGACGAGAUUAUUGCCUUCGAAAAAAAAUGGGCACAAAUUUUGGUCGCUGAGGAGAACCGUCGUAACUACACUAAGCUUUACAAUGUCAGACAUUUUGAUGAUCUCAAGGAGUACAUGCCAAUCAUUGACUGGAAAAAGCUAACUCUCUCUACGACUCCAUUCCUCGUUCACUCGUACUUGAAAACCAAUCCAACAAUCAUCAUCUCAGAUGUUGAAUAUCUUGAAAAGAUGAACACACUCCUUCAAAAUACCGAUCCACGUAUAGUUACCAACUACGUUCUUCUCCGUUGGGCUGGAUCGUGGAGUCAGGAAAUUGGAAAGAAGUACGAAGACUUGCAACAAGAAUUUGCUUUCCAAAUGUACGGACGUAAACAAAGACAACCACGCUGGAAGGAUUGUGUGAGCAGUGCUGGUGGAAAACUCAGCUAUGCUUCAGGUUCUAUGUAUGUUCGCAAAUACUUCGAUUCCAAAGCCAAAAGUACUACUCUCGAUAUGAUCUCUGAUCUUCAAGAAGCCUUCCGUAACAUGAUGCACGCAAAUGAUUGGAUGGACGCUGAAACAAAAAAAUUCGCAUUGGAAAAAGCAGAACAGAUGUUAAAGCAAAUUGGAUAUCCAGAUUUCAUUCUCAACGACGAGAAACUUGAUGAUUGGUACAAAGGGCUCGACGGAUCACCAGAAGAUACUUUCAGUCAACUUGUUGAGAAGAGCAUUCAAUGGCGUAACAACUUCUACUAUCGUCGUCUUUUGGAGCCUGUCAACAGACACGAAUUCAUCUCAAGUGCCGCUGUUGUAAACGCGUUCUAUUCUCCAACCAGAAAUGCAAUUGCAUUCCCAGCUGGAAUUCUUCAACAGCCAUUCUUCGACGCUGGUUUCCCGAAAGCCUUGAAUUAUGGAGGAAUAGGAGCCGUCAUUGGGCACGAGAUCACUCACGGAUUCGACGAUACCGGACGUCAAUUUGACAACUUUGGAAAUCUUCGAGACUGGUGGGAUAACACUACGUCUGCCAAAUUCACAGAACGUGCUCAAUGCAUAAUUGAUCAAUAUGCGGAUGUCAAACUUCGUGGAACAGACCUUCGUAUCAAUGGAAAACUGACACAAGGAGAGAAUAUCGCUGAUAACGGAGGAAUCAAACAAGCAUUCAAAGCCUACAAAUCCUUCCUCGAGAAGCAUGGAGGACAAGAGCCACGUCUUCCACAGUUCGAAUCUUUAUCCAAUGAGCAACUUUUCUUCGUUGGAUAUGCCCAAGUUUGGUGUGGAGCUAAAACUUUAGAAACGAAAACGUUAUUGCUGCUUACGGAUCCUCAUUCCCCAGAAACUGCCAGAGUCAACACGGUACUUUCAAACCAGCCAGAAUUCGCCGAAGCCUUCAAAUGUCCAGCCGGCUCACCAAUGAAUCCCACAAAACGAUGUGUUGUGUGGUAA